Messenger RNA from Engraulis encrasicolus (European anchovy), 2746 nucleotides. RefSeq names its product MAP/microtubule affinity-regulating kinase 3-like. The transcript is spliced from 15 exons. Bases 16 to 2148 code for a protein of 710 amino acids. The record is from RefSeq and is a predicted model, not a curated record. Lineage: Eukaryota; Metazoa; Chordata; Actinopteri; Clupeiformes; Engraulidae. Gene Ontology annotation, biological process: microtubule cytoskeleton organization; protein phosphorylation; intracellular signal transduction. Gene Ontology annotation, molecular function: ATP binding; protein serine/threonine kinase activity; tau-protein kinase activity. Gene Ontology annotation, cellular component: cytoplasm.
GUGUCUCUUGUUUCAAUGCAGCUCUUCAGAGAAGUUCGCAUCAUGAAGUUGCUGAACCAUCCCAACAUUGUGAAGUUGUUUGAGGUGAUUGAGACUGAGAAGACUCUGUUCCUCGUGAUGGAGUACGCCAGUGGAGGGGAGGUGUUUGACUACCUGGUGGCCCAUGGCAGGAUGAAGGAGAAGGAGGCCAGAGCCAAAUUUAGACAGAUCGUGUCGGCUGUGCAGUAUUGUCACCAGAAACGCAUCGUACACAGAGACCUGAAGGCUGAGAACCUCCUCCUGGAUGCGGAUAUGAACAUCAAGAUCGCUGAUUUCGGCUUCAGUAACGAGUUCACUGUGGGCAGUAAGCUGGACACCUUCUGUGGGUCACCGCCCUACGCAGCACCGGAACUCUUUCAGGGUAAGAAGUACGACGGGCCCGAGGUGGACGUCUGGAGUCUGGGGGUCAUACUGUACACGCUGGUCAGCGGGUCACUACCCUUCGACGGACAGAACCUUAAGGAGCUGCGUGAGCGUGUGUUGAGGGGUAAAUACCGGAUCCCCUUCUACAUGUCUACUGACUGUGAAAACCUGCUCAAGAGAUUCCUGGUGCUCAACCCCCUCAAACGAGGAACACUGGAGCAAAUCAUGCGUGACCGCUGGAUUAACGUGGGCUCAGAGGAGGAGCAGCUGAAGCCGUUUACAGAACCCGAAUCAGACAUCUCAGACCAGCAGAGAAUAGAGGUCAUGGUGGGUAUGGGCUACUCCAGAGAGGAGAUUGAAGAGUCGUUGUCCAAGAUGAAGUACGAUGAGAUCACGGCCACAUACCUGCUGCUCGGACGCAAAGCCAAUGAGGAGAUCAGUGAGUCCAGCUCCAGCAGCUCAUUGGCUAAGAACAGAGCCUCCACCGAGCUCAACGGCCAAUCACCUUCCCACCUGAGAGUGCAGAGGAGCGUCUCAGCCAGUCAGAAGUCGCGACGCUACAGCGAUCAAGUGAGUCCGGCGUCCACUGGCUCCGCCUCUAAAAGGGGCGUGUCCAGUUCUGGGGAGGGGGAUGGGAAGCUGGAGGGGGGUGUGGGGGUGCGUAAGUCGUCCUCACACACCACCCCGUCACACACCCCCUCCUCGCGCACACACACUCCCCCCUCCCCCAUGCUGGGCAACGCAGCCAAUCCCAACAAGGCAGACAUCCCCAAGAGAUCCAGCAUCGCCACGCCCAACAAUGCCGCUGGCAUGUCUCGGAGGAAUACAUAUGUGUGUACAGAGCGGAACAAUGCUGAUCGCCUCUCUGUGAUUCCCAACGGCAAAGAGAACAGUGCGUCCUUGUCCCCUAGCCAGAAGGCUCCCGGCGCGUCCACUCACAGCAUCAGCAGCGGCAGUGCGUCGGGGGCGGGGCCUGGCGGGGCGGGGGAUAACAAACUCCGUUUCCCACGAGGCAGUGCGGCGCGCAGCACCUUCCACGGGGGCCAGCUGAGGGAGAGGCGCACGGCCACCUACAACGGGCCGCCCGCCUCGCCCACCCAGCCCCCACGCACGUACACGCGCCCGCACACCAACAACCUGCUCACCAAGCUCACCUCCAAACUCACACGCAGAAAUAUGUCCUUCAGGUUUAACAAAAGUCGCCCUCUAUCUGGGGAUCAGCAGAAGGAUGAAGGGAAAGAAGGACCAGGCGGCGGAGGUAAAGAAGGACCUGUCCUCGGUGGGGGUGGGGGUGGGGGGGGUCCCGGUGUCCCCGCUGCUGGUGGGGGGGGUCCCGCUCGCGGUGGGGGGGUCGUGCCCGGCGGGGGUGGUGGCCCCGGGGGGGUCGGUGGUGUCGGCGAGGGCGGGGGUGGGGGGGUCCCCGGUGGUGGUGGGGGGGGCAAGCCUCGCUCUCUCCGCUUCACCUGGAGUAUGAGCACCACCAGCUCGCUGGCCCCCGCCGCCAUCUUGGACGAGAUCACCGCCGUGCUGGACGCCAACCGCUGCCGCCACGAGCAGCGCGACAGCUUCCUGCUGCUGUGUUGCCACGGCGACGCCGCCAAGGCCGACAGCUUCGUCCAGUGGGAGAUGGAGGUGUGCAAGCUGCCGCGCCUCUCGCUCAACGGCGUGCGCUUCAAGCGGAUCACGGGCACCUCGAUCGCCUUCAAGAACAUCGCCAGCAAAGUGGCCAGCGAACUAAGACUAUAACACACACUCAUGACACACACACACACACACACACACACACACACACACACACACACACACACACACACACACCUUCAUCGCAUCCAAAGUGGCCAGCGAACUAAGACUAUAACACACACUCAUGAAACACACACACACACACACACACACACUCACACACACCUUCAUCGCAUCCAAAGUGGGCAGCGAACUUAGACUAUAACACACACACACACACACACACACACACACACACACACACACACACACACACACACACACACAAAUGUGCAUUGCUAUCCUUGUGGGGACCUUCCCUUGUCUUAGUUAGUUCAAUAAAAUCCUUAUGAUCCUUAAUCCUUCAAACCCACUACAUCCCAUCAAUAACCCUCAUCCAACCCAUAACAUAGCCCAUCCUUAAUCCAAACCAAUUCAUCCCUAAUAACAAACCUAUUGCUCAAUCCAAUUAAUCAAUAAUCGACCCUAACCCCCUAUACCCAUAUCAGUCCUAUUCCUAACCUAACCUCAGCUAAUCUCACCAUAUCAGUCCCAAUCCUAACCCCCUAUACCCAUAUCAAUCCCAAUCCUAACCCCCUAUACCCAUAUCAAUCCCAAUCCU